Chaetomium strumarium is the source of this 1096-nucleotide messenger RNA. Its product is annotated as coenzyme Q biosynthesis protein Coq4-domain-containing protein. Gene Ontology annotation, biological process: ubiquinone biosynthetic process. Lineage: Eukaryota; Fungi; Ascomycota; Sordariomycetes; Sordariales; Chaetomiaceae. The transcript has 2 exons. Bases 103 to 990 code for a protein of 295 amino acids. Gene Ontology annotation, cellular component: mitochondrion; mitochondrial inner membrane. The record is from RefSeq and is a predicted model, not a curated record.
CGAGCUUCCACUUGAUAUCGAACGACGCUCGGCCGACACCGACCUCCUUCCUCUCCGGCUAGGCGUCAGGAUGCGUUCCUGGUGUUUCCGGGCCAAUUCGUCAUGGAGGUCACCCUCAGACGCACCGCAGCUGUUAUAGCCCGCAACGACAGGUUCCGGCCUGCUGCCGCGGCACUCACAGCAGCCACCAACUCGCGGCGCUUUUCUCUCUCGAGCCUCACCCGGCCGCCGCCCAACUACCCGGGCCAUGUCCCUCUCACCGGUAUCGAAAAGGCCGCUCUGGCGGUCGGAUCCGGGCUGAUGUCGCUCCGCGACCCCCGGCGAGGAGACCUGAUCGCGGCCUUCGCCGAAGCGACCGCGACACCCUACUUCAUCUACCGCCUCCGCGACGCCAUGCUGGGGUCCCCCACCGGCCGCCGCAUCCUGCGCGACCGCCCGCGCAUCACGUCGACCUCGCUCAACCUGCCCCGCCUGCGCAGCCUGCCCGCCAACACGGUCGGCCGCACCUACGUCGCCUGGCUCGACCGGGAAGGCGUCUCGCCCGACACGCGCGCGCCCGUGCGGUACAUAGACGACGAGGAGUGCGCGUACGUCAUGCAGCGGUAUCGCGAAUGCCACGACUUUUACCACGCGCUCACCGGCCUGCCCAUUGUGCGCGAGGGCGAGGUGGCGCUCAAGGCCUUCGAGUUCGCCAACACGCUGCUGCCCAUGACGGGCUUUAGCGUGUUCGCCGCGGCGACGCUCAAGAAGAGCGAGCGCCGGAGGUUCGCCGACAUCUACCUCCCCUGGGCCGUACGGAACGGGCUGCGGGCGAAGGAGGUGAUCAAUGUGUACUGGGAGGAGCGGCUGGACACGGAUGUGGAUGAGUUGAGGAGGGAGCUAGGGGUUGAGCCCCCGCCAGAUUUAAGGGAGAUACGGAGAAGAGAGAGGGAAGAGCGCCGGAGGAGAAAGGAGGAGGAGGAGGCUGCGCGGGCAAGACGUGCUGCAUAGAGGGUACCCGUUCCCGUUCUCGAGGGGUCAGAUCCGUUUACAAAAUGCUUUGCGAUGUUGGUCGCAUGUAGAGUAAGGAAGCUGUAUGAUACCCGGAGACAGCACG